This is a messenger RNA of Elaeis guineensis (African oil palm), 2098 nucleotides long. Its product is annotated as nuclear transport factor 2. The record is from RefSeq and is a predicted model, not a curated record. Gene Ontology annotation, cellular component: ribonucleoprotein complex; cytosol. Gene Ontology annotation, molecular function: mRNA binding. Lineage: Eukaryota; Viridiplantae; Streptophyta; Magnoliopsida; Arecales; Arecaceae.
GAGAGAGAGCGAGGGGAUAAAGUGGAAAGGGUGCGUUUUAAAGCAGCGGAAGAGAGAAAGGGAAGGACGGGGGAAGGAUCUUUGGGAAGGUGGCCGUGGUUUCCCCUCUUGUUGGAUCUCCACUCGCUCUCGAUCUCUUUGUGUCCUUCGCACGCCGCCUGGGAAAUCCAGACCGAAUCCCUCUCGUGCGGCGAAUCCCUGGACGGAUUUUUUUUUUUUUGUUUUUUGAUCGCGAGGUUUUACCCUUGCCCCUCUCUUUCUCUCUCGCGUUUCUCGGUCUCUGUGGAGCUAGGGUUUCGCGGGGAGCUUCCUAGGGUUAGGGUUUUGGAAUCCAUCUCACUGUGUGCUCGUUGAGAGCAGCAAUGGCGGACGCGUUUCCGGGUCAAGUCAGUGCCGUCCAGGUUGGGACCUUUUUUGUGGGGCAGUACUAUCAUAUUCUGCAGCAGCAGCCGAAUCUUGUCUAUCAGUUCUACAACGAUGCGAGCACUGUGAUGCGGGUCGAUGGUGACAGAACUGAGACUGCAACGACAAUGAUGCAAAUCCAUUCUUUGAUCAUGUCACUGAAUUUUACUGAGAUUGAGAUCAAGACAGCUCAUUCUCUUAAUUCUUGGAAUGGAGGUGUUCUCGUGAUGGUUUCUGGUCUUGUACAAACUAGGGACUAUAAUGCUAGAAGGAAAUUUGUUCAGACAUUUUUCCUUGCUCCACAAGAGAAAGGAUAUUUUGUUCUGGAUGACAUCUUUCACUACCUUGAUGAGGAACAAUUGCAUCAGCACCCAGCAACCAUAUUAGGCCAUAACAAUCAUGAGAACAAUUUAAAUAUGCCCGGUUCAGUUCCUGAGGCAGUUUCUGACUACAUGUUGGGAGGAGAAAUUCAAAACACAGAAUAUGUAGCUUCAGUUCAGGCAGGAGAAACUGAUACAGUUGAUAACUACAGCAUCAUUGAGCCACAGCACCAAGUCUGCGAGCCUGAUGACCGAAUAGAUGAUACAUCGCCAAAGGAGCCCAUUAUUUCAUUUCCAAAUGCGAUCAACAUUGUCCAGGACCCUUCUCCUGCCCCUGCAGAGGAGCAUGUGGGAGAACCCCGAAAGCAAACCUAUGCUUCUAUUCUGCGAAUUGUAAAAGGCCAGCCUAGCAACCCUGCAUCUCAGCGGCCUUCUUUAAGCAAGACUACAAUGGUGGCUUCUGAUAGGCAUCAAGCACCACAAUCAACUUCCCAACAGUCCUAUCAUUCCCUGUCAGCAGUACCUGAGAAGUCCAGUUCAGAGAUGGUGGAUGAAGUUAUUACCCCAGAAGAUGAAGGUGAAGAGAAGUCUGUUUAUGUUGGAAACCUGCCCUCUUCUGUAUCUGCAUAUGAUCUAGAGAAUGAAUUCAGGAACUUUGGUAGACUCAAGCCUGAUGGUGUUACUGUCAGGAGCCGCAAAGAUUCUGGUGGUUACUAUGCCUUUGUUGAAUUUGAGGAUGCUGCAGCUGUUCAGAAUGCACUUAAGGCAUCUCCAAUACACUUAAAUGGGCGGCAAAUAUAUGUUGAGGAGCGGAAACCUAACAGUGGCAUGUUCCGUGGAAGAAGGGGUAGAGGUAGGGGUGGAUACCAGUCAGAUGCUCCAAGGGGACGCUUUGGUGGUAGGAGUUUUGGGAGGAACGGGGGGGCAGACAGCAAUGACAGGGACUACAGUGGUAGGCCAAGGGGAAAUGGGUUCCAUCAGCGAGGUCCACGCCAAGGAAGGGGCAUAUUGGGAAGUCAAGUUACAAGGAAUGGGCAACACCAUUCAUCAGAAGCUGCAGCUUAGAUUUUAGGAGUUUGUUAGGUAUUUUUAAGGUGUUGAAGCAUGGCCUCUUUUACCAGCAUGCUUGUGGUUGGUCCUUAGCUUACAAAAUGUGAUCCUUAUUUUUUGAAUCACAUUUACUUGGCCGCAAGAGAUUGAGGUGCCUGUCACUUGUUCCUGUUUCUCCUAACUUAUUUUGGAUGGGUAGAAGGGCAGCAGUAAAGUUGGUAAUGUAUGGUUUCAGUUUUGACUUUGUGAUUUACUUCAAAUUGUUUUCAGGUUUUCUGAACGCCAUACAAGAGAUGCAUUUGGUUACUUUUAGUUCUGCUUCUGCC